Messenger RNA from Hypanus sabinus (Atlantic stingray), 4761 nucleotides. RefSeq names its product sema domain, seven thrombospondin repeats (type 1 and type 1-like), transmembrane domain (TM) and short cytoplasmic domain, (semaphorin) 5A (gene sema5a). Lineage: Eukaryota; Metazoa; Chordata; Chondrichthyes; Myliobatiformes; Dasyatidae. The record is from RefSeq and is a predicted model, not a curated record. Gene Ontology annotation, biological process: axon guidance; semaphorin-plexin signaling pathway; positive regulation of cell migration. The transcript is spliced from 24 exons. Gene Ontology annotation, molecular function: chemorepellent activity; semaphorin receptor binding. Bases 636 to 3887 code for a protein of 1083 amino acids.
GCCGGUCUUAAUCAUUUACAUUAGUCAGUCAAGAUUUCUAAAUGACAGUAUCGUGAUUACUUCUGAUGAAAGGACUGGUAGGAGAGAGGAGUGAGGCAGUGAGAUUCAGAGCGUGAGGCGCAGUGCAUGGACUCACUUCAACUAACCAAAACUCUGAAGCAAGUUUUAACUCCGGAGUUUGCUUGUAUUGCAUUCCAACAAAUAGAUGCGUUUGGGAACCUGGAGUAUUUACUCGAUUAUGUAUUGCAUUGAACUGCUGCUGCUAAGUUAACAAAUUUCACGUCAUCACGAGCUGGUGAUAAUAAACCUGAUUGUGAUUCUAAGCAAUACGUGGGAAGUAUGUUCACCUAGAACUACAGCAGAUCAAGAAGAACCUCACUUCCUCCUGGGCAUUUAGAAGGUACUGUCUUUGACAUGCUGUGCUUGAAUGAAACUACAUUAACCAGUACUAUACAGAAGAAUUUUAAUGGAGUCUCCAGUUUGCCUCCAGUGGAAAUGUUGUUCUAACUCUGGACAAAUUGCCCUCAUGCCACUCAGCACUGACCCUUGCAGCCCAAAUUGUUACUCUAAUGUCUCUCCAGAUGCACACAGAAAAGGAGUAAAGCGAGUGGGGAGAGACUAUUGCCAGGCAUACCAUGGCUCCUGUAAAGAGCAAUCGAUUCUGGAUACUUGUGGUUGGCAUUCAAGGUCUCUUUGAGCUUGUGGAGGGAGUUAGGAGCAGUAGGUUAUCUGCUUCAGUGGAACAUGUAGACUGUCGGCGAGCAGAGCAUCCUGUUAUAAUGCACAGAGACAUUGUGCCAUGGCUGCACAUAUUUAAAGCUGCAAAUGUAACGGACUACUCACAGUUGACCUUUGACCCUUCUCAAAAAGAGCUCAUCGUUGGAGCAAAGAACUACCUCUUUAAGCUGAAGCAGGGAGAUCUGACUUUAAUCCAGAAAGUGGAAUGGUCAUCGGACAAGAUGACAAAACAAAGCUGCUUCAGCAAAGGCAAGACUGAGGAGGAAUGUCAAAAUUACAUUCGGGUCCUCCUUAUCAACGGAAACACCAUCUUCACCUGUGGAACAAAUGCAUUUACUCCCAUAUGUACCAGUCGGAUGCUAACUAAUCUGACAAAGGUCCACGAUCGUAUCAGUGGGAUGGCUCGGUGUCCAUACAAUCCACAACAUAAUUCCACUGCUCUGAUUACAUCUACUGGAGAACUUUAUGCUGCCACUGCUAUGGACUUCCCAGGGAGAGACCCUGCCAUCUACCGCAGUCUAGGAGGGCUUCCUCCGCUACGCACUGCUCAGUACAACUCUAAAUGGCUGAAUGAACCAAAUUUUGUGUCAUCCUAUGAUAUUGGAAACUUCACCUAUUUCUUUUUUCGGGAAAAUGCAGUGGAACAUGACUGUGGCAAAACUAUUUUCUCCAGAGUAGCUAGAGUAUGCAAAAAUGAUGUUGGAGGAAGAUUUCUCCUGGAGGACACUUGGACAACUUUCAUGAAAGCCCGAUUAAACUGUUCUCGGCCUGGUGAAAUUCCGUUUUAUUACAAUGAGCUCCUAAGGACAUUCUUCUUACCUGAGCAAGACAUGCUUUAUGGAAUCUUCACUACAAAUGUGAACAGUAUUGCGGCUUCAGCUGUCUGCAUGUUUAAUCUGAGUGCCAUUACUCAAGUUUUUGCGGGGCCGUUUAAAUUCCAAGAGAAUUCCCGUUCAGCGUGGCUACCAUUUAUAAAUCCUAACCCUAAUUUUCAGUGUGGUACUGUCGAUUAUGGUCCUUACAUGAAUCUCACAGAGAGGAACCUCCAGGAUGCUCAAAGAUUUAUUCUUAUGCAUGAAGUGGUGCAGCCAAUAUUUCCAAUCCCUUUCUUUAUGGAGGACAAUAGUCGAUUUUCCCACAUAGCAGUGGACGUAGUGCAGGGAAAAGAUAUGCUCUUCCAUGUUAUGUACUUGGCUACAGACUAUGGGACCAUUAAGAAAGUUCUUGUCCCUGUGAAUCAAAGUGGGAGCGGCUGCUUGUUGGAAGAAAUAGAACUUUUUCCAGCUGAUCAACGAGAACCCAUAAAGAACCUCCAGAUCCUACACAGUCAAAGUGUUCUGUUUGUUGGUCUUCAGGGACACGUGAUAAGAUUACCCCUCAAACGUUGUACCUUUUACAGGAGCCAAAGUUCAUGUGUGGGAGCUCGAGAUCCUUAUUGUGGCUGGGACUUGGUCCUGAAGAAAUGUACAACAUUGGAAGAGAGCAUGAGUAUGACUCAGUGGGAGCAAAACAUCAGCUUGUGUCCAAUGAGAAAUAUGACAAUGGAUGGUGGUUUUGGACCUUGGUCACCGUGGGGACCCUGCAGCCAUUCUGAUGGCAAUGCCGUUGGCCUAUGCGUCUGUAGAACUCGCUCAUGUAAUAGUCCGAUUCCACAGUGUGGAGGACGACAGUGUGAGGGUCUCAGCAUGGAGGUUGCAAACUGUUCCAGGAAUGGUGGUUGGACUCCUUGGACACUGUGGUCUCCUUGCAGUACAAGUUGUGGGAUUGGAUUUCAGGUUCGACAGCGGUCUUGUAGCAAUCCUACUCCUCGACACGGAGGGCGCGUUUGUGUUGGACAAAAUCGUGAAGAGCGGUAUUGCAAUGAGCAUCUUCAUUGUCCUCCACAUACAUUCUGGACUCCGUGGGGCCCUUGGGAACGCUGUACUGCGCAAUGCGGAGGAGGGGUACAGGCUCGAAGAAGAACAUGUCAGAAUGGUGAUGACUGUCCAGGUUGCAACAUGGAAUAUCAACUUUGUAACAUCAACCUAUGCCCAGAACUGAAGAAGACCACUCCUUGGACCCCUUGGACACCUGUUAACAUUUCUGACAAUGGAGGUCAUUAUGAGCAGAGAUUUAGGUACACGUGCAAGGCACGCUUGGCUGACCCAAACCUCUUAGAUGUUGGCCGUCAAAGGAUAGAGAUGCGGUACUGUUCCAGCGAUGGAUCAACGGGUUGUUCUGCAGGCGGGUUUUCUGGAAGCAUCUUACGAUAUGGGAGGUUUUCUGUUUACACAGUCAAUGGGGCUUGGUCUGCUUGGCUGCCAUGGACUCAGUGUAGCAGAGACUGCAGUCGAGGAAUUCGAAGUCGUAAACGAUUGUGCAAUAAUCCUGAGCCAAGGAAUGGAGGAAUUCCCUGCCUAGGGCAAUCAGUUGAAUACCAGGAAUGUAAUAUCAUGCCUUGUCCAGUGGAUGGUGGUUGGUCAUGUUGGUCUUCGUGGUCCAAGUGCUCAGUUACUUGUGGAGGUGGACAUUACAUGAGGACGCGGUCCUGCAGCAAUCCUGCACCCGCCUAUGGUGGAGACAUCUGUCUGGGCCUGCAUACCGAAGAAGCUCUAUGUAACACACAUCCUUGUCCAGAUAACUGGUCAGAGUGGUCAUCGUGGUCAGAGUGUGGGGUAUCAGGUUCACAACGACGUACUCGCCACUGCAAAAUAUUAUUUCCAGUGGGUUCUCAGUGUUCUGAGAACAGCAGUGAGAGCAGAGCCUGUACCUAUGACUCCAAUUUCAUCCCUGAAGUAUAUAUUGCCAAGACCAGUUCAGUGGAGAGAAGAUGUGGUGAAUUCAACAUGUUCCAUAUGAUUGCUGUGGGACUCAGUUGUUCCAUCUUAGGCUGUCUGCUAACAUUACUCGUAUAUACUUACUGCCAGCGGUAUCAACGGCAGUCCCACGAUGCCACUGUCAUCCAUCCAGUUUCUGCAGUUCCCCUCAACACCAGCAUUACAAAUCACGUCAAUAAACUUGAUAAAUAUGAUUCUGUAGAAGCCAUUAAGGCCUACAAUAAAAAUAACUUGAUUCUUGAAGAACGAAAUAAAUAUUUCAACCCGCAUCUGCAUCCAAAGUCUUUCUCCAACACUUAUUUCACAGACUUAAAUAUGUAUGAUGACUAUUAGAAUGGACAAUAUCUAAUACAGACUGGACUGCUAACUAAAGGUCCCCUUUGAAUCUGGAAUGAAGAUGAGACCCAUAAUUCCAUUCUUGCCAUUUACUCAUCUAUAACAUAAACAUCAGCGGCUACAGUAGAAAUGACCCAGAAGAUGAUGAAUUCCCAGACAAAUUAGAACUAACUAGUUCUGUUUUGCAGUGGAUAAAAAUUAGGGUGGUUCACCUUCCAUGAGAAUGAAGAAUACUAUAAGGUGAAUAAAAAACAAAAUGAAAAAUAGUGCCUGUGAACACAACAUUGAUAAUUAACGAAUGAUGUAUUUUUUAGGAAGUUCUUUGAUGUAGCAGCAAGAACCAGAAUUAAUUCAUUGACUUUUUGGAAGAAUGCUGUAACAAAUAGAAUGAGAUUCCAUGGUGCUCACAUGAGAUUGUUGCAGUCUGUUUUGUAAUGAUAGCAAUGUUAAUUUGUAUUAAAUGUACUUCAUGCCAUUCCGAAGGCCCUGCCAGCUGCAACUUAAAGAUCAAUGUUUGUUCUUAUUCAAAAACGGUGAAAAAGCAGAUUGUAGCUGUGUUGCUGUUUCAUUUUACAUAAUCUAUUGUCUGUCUCGUUAUUGACCAGUUUAAAUUUUGUGCUUAAGAAUGCAGACAAUCAUGAAAAUAUUUCCCAUGUGAAACUCACUCAACUGCAAAUAACUACCUAAUGUAUGGAUAGUGUGAAUGGUUAAGUAUGUAGUUUAACAAAAUGCUCAGUUGACCCACUGAUUACAUAUAUAACUGUAAUGCUGAAUCUAAAAGUGACUUUUGUACAGUCCAUCUGCUGUAAAUCCAUGCUAUUUUGCUGUAUUUAGGCUAAAUACAUAUCCUAUUUCUUGUUUGUCUGGAGAA